AUGGAUUUUUUUAGACAAUUAAAUAAAAAUGUGCAGCAGUCCUUUUCUAUACUUAAUGAAGGUAUACUCAUAACCAAUGGAAUUCUUGACAUAAAGAAUAAUCAUUUACCUUACUUGCUACAGUUAAGCCUUUUGGAAUCUAGAAAACGUCACGGGAGUAAACGGUGUUGUUUAUUUGAUGAAUAUUACCAAUAUGAGGAUUCCACAGACUUGGAUCCUACAUCGCCUGCACAUUUUCAAGAUUCCACUCCAAAAUCUCCGUUUAAUAAAGAUGAAGAGCUAAAAGAUAAAUCCGGUUCGAUUAUCACAACUAAAGAUGAUAGGGAAUUGACACCUGUUGAUGGAAAGGUGUGUAUUUUGAAAGAAAACUGUUUACUGCGGAAAAUUACGCUUUCACAAUAUAAAGAAAGUAUUGAAUUCAUUAAAAACUUUCUAGAUACGUUGCAAAAUGUCCUGAGUCACUCUACGGCUGCAUCUCGUAACUUGGUUGAGACUCAGGCAACUCCAGUGCUGUAUGAUAUUUCUCGCUUGGUGGAUGUUCUUAAAUUUAUAAAAGAUUGUGGUUCUAGGUUGGAUACAAUUUUUGAGAAUAAGUUUGAUAUUUACAAAUUACUAUUGUCUAUAAUUACCUCCAGCUUAAAACAACUUAAUACUAUUGUCCAAUAUCCACCUUCAUUGUUAUCACUGAAACAGGAAGAUAUUGAAUAUGACAAUUGUAGAAUUGAAGAGUUAAAAUACGAUUCUGUUCUAAAUGACCCAGAUGCCGGUAAUUACACUGAUUUCGAUUUGAUAGGUUCCUUGACCAUCAUUCAUAUGGACGACUCUGAAAAGCAGGAACUAGAUCAAUACUUAUCGUUUAUCGAUUCAAUAACACAAUUUUCAAGCAAUGCAAAAACAUUAUUUCAUUCACUACACAUUUGUUUUGAAGAUCAUGAUCCCACUUGCAAUGAACUUACUUACGAGUUGUUAGCCUUGUUACAAAAGUUAUUCACAUACAAUGAUAUCAAUUGGAAUAUAUCACGGAAAAACUCGAACAUAUUGUAUUUGCGCAAGAGGUUUGAGUAUUAUUCGUGCAAUUUUUACCUUUGUCACAAUGGUAUAUGCUAUGAUUGUGGAAAACAAAUGAAACUACCAGGACGAACAAACUCUGAGUGUAGCAUAAUUUAUUGUGAUUGUUUUAACGCAUGGAGUAUGAAUAAUAUAAACAACCCUAGUGAUAUUUCUGGAGAAGUUGUCGGAAAUGAUGGUACGAACAUAAAACUCCUAUUGGAUAUAGUGAGAUAUAUAAAAGAAUCUGAUGUUAAAACGAUAGUCAUUGAACUUAUAUUGCAAUUUUUUAUACACAUAAAUUCAUUUGAGUCAUAUUUUUAUCUCAAUGGUGGGAUAAAUGUCAUAUUGGAUAUAUUGGAUAAUUUCUACACAGAUCAGUUCUAUUUGUGGCAUUCAUCACUGAGUCAAAUUAGAAAUGAGACAAUUUCUGAUCAGAAUGCAUUUAUAGAUGGAAAUGAUAUCAAAAUAUUAACAACUUUUGCUCCAGGCACUGUAGACUCAUUGUUAAUAAUUCAUCAUAUGCUGCAACAAAACACCUUGGAACAGGAAAAAAAUAUUAUACAAUGCGUUGUUAAGUAUGCAGAGGUACUACUUCAAAUUUUUACAUUUUAUAAAUGCAGUUUUGGAACAUUUGAAUCAACAUCUAUUGUUCCACAAGUUUUGUAUCUAGUUCUGGAUACGUGUAUCUGGUUAUUAAUACCAAAUUCUUCAGGAAUGAUUGUAAACUAUAAUUCCUCUACUUUGGAAAUUAUAUAUAGGGUUAGCGAGGUGUUUAAUUUUGAUAAUGAGGAUGUAUGGAAGGUUAUGGCGGGAGAAUUGUUACAACUAUCCAUUUUUUCUUUCAUCAUUUUAUUGAACAAUGCCAAAUUUGGCGCUAAUUUUGAUUCUUCUAUACUAUAUAAGCUCUCUUCAUUUUUGACACUGUUAUUUUGGGCUUCAGGUUCGCUUUAUACGUCUUAUGAUGAGAAGAGUGUUUUAAACACAUUGCUUCAUCCAAUUCCACAAAAUCAUCCGGUUUAUAAAUACAUGUUUCUUGAACUACAUAAAAAGGAGUCAAGUUUUCAAAUACCAGAUUCAGAAAGCAUCAAACUGUUGCAUGAGCUUCGAUUAAUGACCUUUAACAACGUGGACACAUCAGCGGCUUUACAUUUAACAAUAUGUCUAUUGGAUGAUUUAUCCUUAUACGUACCGGAUUCUCUUCGUAAAUGUAUUUUGGAUAGUUGUGCAAAGUUGGGGAUUUUUGAAUCUACUCUUUCCGGAGAUUUAUGCAAAUAUGUAUCACUAGUAUAUAAUGAUUUUUUGGUCGUACUUGGGAAUGAGAUAGAUUUCCCUGACGAUGAAAAAAUACUUGAUUCAUACCAAAAUUUCAUUAAAAUGUACGUGGAUAUCUUGAUUGCGUUAUUUUUGAGAAAUCAAGUUGAUUCUUCUAACAUAAAAUUCGCUGAAGGUGGUCCACUUUAUUUGAUUUUAAAGGCAUUGAAACUCAUAGUAAAAAUUAUAUCUACUGAUUACAACCCUAUUUUUGAACAUUUUAUUUUGUCGUUUCUCAAAUUUCUCUUCUUUUUUGUUUUUUCUGGGAGAGAAGAUUUGGUAUUCGAUUACGGACCGUUAUUAGAUUUAAUUUUUCUAGAUAAAACGACUUCAACAUUGUCUAAUGGAAUUUUGUCCAUAAUAUUAUCAUUUUUGAUCGCAAAAGACUUUAUUCAGAUAAAUAGGAAAAUAUCCCUUGUGAUACCAAAACUUGCUAGAAAUAUAAAUUUGUUAUAUUCAUCCAAGGAAGUGCAAUCUGCAGAGUUUCUAUUAAUGGAAACAGAUAUAAUUGUACCAAUAGAUUCCCUUUCAUUGCAGUUUGAAGAUGUUUACAAUAGAUUUUUAAAGGAAAUGGGAUCUAUGCACGUUACGAAUAUAAUUUCUCUAUUAUUCUGGUAUCGCAACGAUUAUUUUGGUUUUUCUUUCCCCCCUUAUAUUUACAAAUGUAUAACCUUGUUUCGUAUUUAUCUUCACUCCCAUGUUUUUGACUUUAUUACAAGGAAAUUCCUUCCAGAUGCCUUUUUCACUUCAGCAUUCUUAUCUGAUUCUGAAGUUCGUACUAUGGAUGCACUUAAAUCGGUACAAAUGAGAGAAAUGCAAUUUUCUCAUGAAAAGAUAAAACGGCUGGAACAACAACUGAGGAUUUUAUCAAAUUUUCACCAUCUUUCCGAUUUGCAUUUUAAGCAGGUGAACGACAGAAUUAGUUUUCUAGAGGAGGAAAACAAAAUCCUGCGCCUCAACGUAGAUAAAACUACGGAUAAUUAUAUUAAGGAGAAUAUCGCACUUAAGACACAGCUUGCAACUAACAUUUUAAAGUAUCAAAAGCUCGAGAAUAAACAUAACGAGCUACUAAAGUAUAUCGGUUCUCUAUCGCAACAUAAUACCAAAGAUAAUGCUAAGGCAAGUUAUAAACUGCAGAAAAAUUAA
This is a messenger RNA of Theileria equi strain WA, 3507 nucleotides long. RefSeq lists its product as hypothetical. NCBI's taxonomy places the organism in Eukaryota, Apicomplexa, Aconoidasida, Piroplasmida, Theileriidae. Bases 1 to 3507 code for a protein of 1168 amino acids. The record is from RefSeq and is a predicted model, not a curated record. The transcript has a single exon.